GAUCGAGUUAAGAAAAGUGCCGGAAUAUACAAAAGUGAAAUAUUUUGUCCACGUUUCUUGGAUAUAUUUGUUAAUAUAAAUUCAGAAAAAAUCAAUUUAUAAAAAAAUGUAGUAGUUUUUUAAUUUUAAUUUAAUUAAAUUCUUGAAUUGAACUUGACUUGUUAGAAAGUUGAACCUUGAAUUGUUGAGUAGUUAAUUGAUAAAGAGAAAGACUAGAGAGAAAAGAUUGACAGCACAUAAUUUUUUGUUUGCUUUAGACUUUAGUUUAGUAUUUAAAAUUAAAAUAGUUAGCUUAGUAUUUAAUUUUAAUUAAUAAAACGAUAUGCCAGAUUGAUCAAUAUAAAAACAAAUAAUAAAAUUUAAAUUAAUAAAUGUAAAAUACUGUAAUUAAUUAUUAAUUUUAUCUCAAUCUGAAGUACAUGUCAUCAUAUUUUGAUUUAUUAUUUCGGAUAAAAAAAAAGAAUGAAGGAGCAUUUGCUGCUGGUAGCAAGUAGACAGCCAUGGUAACAAAAAAACAGUGAAGAUGGCCAUUUCCUUGCAGACUGCCAAAGUUUCUUGGGCGUGUAGAGGUGAUGGUGAAGAUGGUGAGGAAGAUAUGAAGGAAGUAGCAAGCUCAGUUAAUGAUGGCAGUCUUGAUCUUCAUCUGCAGAAAUGCAUAUAUUUCAGUGAUUACCAGAUCCAAACUAGUUAUGUUGAUGCCAGGCUUGCAUAUGAAUUUGCCAAAAAGUGUAAUGACAAAAAUAAAAAUAUUUCACAUUUUGGAUUUUUUUCACAGAAUAAAGCUACCGGCAAAAAAAGAACUUUAAAGAAUUUUUUAAAUGCAGUUGGAAGUCGCCUGGCUAGAGAAACAGAGUAUACAGAUUCCAUACUGGACAACGAGAGAGCAAUAUUGAGUGAAGUUGUGAUGCAAACCUUGCCCGAUGACUAUGGUGAUGAGGAAGACGAUGACUAUGACGACAGUGAGGAUGAUGAUGGGCAAAAUGUCUGUGGCUUGGAAGGGUGUGGAGGCAGUCCUGCCAAUGUCAGGAUGGUGCAGAGGCUGCUCUAUCACUUGGAUGUCAUGAAAGCUGCUACAUCUGCUUUCGUCAACGUUAACAACAUAAAGUGGAAUUUCUACGACAUGUGUCAUGCGCAAAGGUUCCCAAAUGUAGAUGAUGAUCACGAAAUAGAUAAGAUACUGGAUGGCUUGCAGACUUGUGUGAUUGUCACUCCGCUGGAUUGCUUCUGGGAGGGCAGCAAACUUCUGGGACCUCAGGAUCCUGUCAAAAUACCAAAUUUUGGUUCCAUAGAGUUCAAAUGGACCAACUUGAACCCCAGAAUGUUGGUAAAUGGCCUGCGAACAUUCUCCUCGCUCAGCGCCAAGUACUUCAAAGAGCUGAUGGAUAAGGCAGGAGUAACAUCUGGCUACCAGGAGAAACCCUGCUUGAAUCCUUUCGAUGAGGAGUGUCCCACCACUGCACCCAAUUAUGCCAGCAAAAAGCUACCGGAUGUGAUGUCGUUACUGUCGAGCGGUUGUUCGGGGAUCAGCAGCAAGUAUAUGCGCUGGAAUGUGAAUUUCUUGUUAGGAGGUGUGACGUGGAACGACACCCAACAUCUCACCAGCCAAUACAACUCUCUUAGAUAA
Molecule: messenger RNA, 1624 nt
Organism: Helobdella robusta
Lineage: Eukaryota; Metazoa; Annelida; Clitellata; Rhynchobdellida; Glossiphoniidae
Exons: 9
Coding region: 524-1624 (366 amino acids)
Biological process (GO): smoothened signaling pathway
Cellular component (GO): plasma membrane
Molecular function (GO): smoothened binding; hedgehog family protein binding; hedgehog receptor activity
Source: RefSeq, a predicted model, not a curated record